Messenger RNA from Fomitopsis serialis, 3754 nucleotides. Its product is annotated as TBCD protein. The transcript has 21 exons. NCBI's taxonomy places the organism in Eukaryota, Fungi, Basidiomycota, Agaricomycetes, Polyporales, Fomitopsidaceae. Bases 175 to 3651 code for a protein of 1158 amino acids. Gene Ontology annotation, biological process: tubulin complex assembly; post-chaperonin tubulin folding pathway; microtubule cytoskeleton organization. The record is from RefSeq and is a predicted model, not a curated record. Gene Ontology annotation, molecular function: GTPase activator activity; beta-tubulin binding.
UCCUGACCGCCGCUCUCACUAACACAGCAAACCCGACGACACUAAGUACAGUGGACGAGAGAUUUCUGUCUGGCAACGGUUCAAUCCAGAUUUUGAUCCAUAAUCUUCGGACGCGCAGCCGCGGUGUAAUCAAACAACCUGGGCGAGGGAUCUUCGAGUCAAUCGGUGUCGACAAUGGAGGAGGACGCGAGUGAUCGCAAGCUUUUCGCAAGAUUCGACAAGUAUCAGGACUUCUUGAACACACAGCAAUUCCUGCUGUCUUUGGACCUUCUGGCAAAGCCAAGCGAUGAAGACCGGUCUCGUGAAUGGCAAAUCGUCAAGAAACUACGUGACACGCUAGAUGAGUAUCAGGAACAAGCGUAUCUUCUCGAUCCCUUCUUAGACUCCUUGGUAACACCUGUCGUGGACUGUCUGAAAGGCUAUGUGAAUGCCUUCGUCGAAACAAAGCAAACACCGGAGGACACUCUGCGUCUGAACCUAGUCGCGGACCACAUGUACUAUUACAUCAAGUUCCGCGGUUACAAGACAAUAACGAGAUUUUUCCCGCAUGAAAUCGCCGACCUCACCAUCGCACUCGAGUACAUGAUCAUACCGAACAGUCCGGCUCUCGUGAGAUAUCACUGGCCCAUCAGAUAUGUUGUCUUGUUGUGGUUGUCGCUCGUCUGCAUGAUACCCUUCGAUUUGGACCAAUUUGACGAAAGCGAGCGCGCAGGAGAAACGGCCGAGAAGAUUGAAUCUCUCGGUAAGAGGUACCUGAACAAUGCAGGGUUGGAACGAGAAGCGGCUGCAAUUCUCCUUGCUAGACUCUACGUAAGGAAAGACACAAGCGUGAAGUUGCCUAGCUUCAUCUCAUGGUCUGCGAAGAUCGCUAGCGGCCGUGUAGAGCCUUUCCUUACCAUGGGGCUUUUAUCGGUUUUGUGCGAAAUCACGAAGUCUGCUUCGGUGGAACAAGUGAAGGCGCAUACGUCAGCAAUCCUUGAUGUUGCGAAUGCUGUACAAGAAAAUUCGCCUCUGCUUCAGAACACGCUCAUCAGGAAGCUCCGCACGAAGUUGAUGUCCCGUAUCGUGCUCCGCCUACUACCUGCCUCGCCGCUGGUUAUUCGUAGCAAAGGUAGAGCCUUGACGGCGUCAACUGCUGGAGACGAGGGCAAGCCUACGUCUGAACUGGACUUCGACGUACCAGAGGAACUAGAAACUGUCCUUGAAGACCUCUUCACCGUGCUUCAGGACAAGGAUACCCUUGUGCGGUGGUCCGCGGCGAAAGGUAUCGCGCGAAUCUCUGAGCGCCUUCCCCCAGACUUCGCAAGACAAGUACUCGACAAUGUCAUCAACCUAUUCUCGAUUCAUUCGAUAGCAGCAGCUACCAUAUACGACAUGCCUAGCAUCGCCGAAGGCACCUGGCACGGUGCAUGCCUCGCAUGCGCGGAGAUGGCCCGUAGGGGUCUAGUCGCGGACGAUGUGCUUGCUGAUCUCAUCAACUGGCAGUGUAAGGCACUCUACUUCGACAUACGCAAAGGCGCCCACUCAGUUGGCUCGAACGUACGGGAUGCCGCAUGUUACGUACUUUGGUCCCUUGCUCGUGCUCAAGAUUCUGCCGCACUUGCUCCGUUUGCGGAGAACCUCUCCAGAAGGCUUGUUACCGUAGCUCUGUUUGACCGAGAGAUCCACAUACGCCGCGCCGCUAGUGCCACGUUCCAAGAGUUUGUUGGUCGGACGAGUCUCUUUGCGCACGGCAUCGAUGUUCUCCGUAAGACGGAUUUCUAUUCAGUCGGGGUCCGACGAAAUGCCUUCUUGACAGCUGCUCCAGAGGUCGCAGAGCAUCCGGAGUAUACGCCUUCCCUAACGGACCAUCUGUUGUCGGUGACUUUGAGACACUGGGAUCCGCAAAUGCGACAACUUGGAGCGCAAUCUUUGCGGGCAAUCUGCGAGCUUGAUCUGCCCGCCCUCGGUCCAGAGUGUGCUACAAAAGCCGCGCGCUUCUUGCAGGGCCCUGACAUUGGCGAUAUACAUGGCGCGCUGGCAGUCUUAACGGAUCUAGCAGCUGCGUAUCGGGACUCCAGGCAUGAUCUAGAAGCAGAAAGACGAAAGGCGUUUGCGUACCUGGUCCAAGUCCCUCUCACUACUUUAGAGUCUCCGCGUCAUGAGCUGGUGACAGCAGCUGCAUGCAAUCUCAUCGCCAGCGGCAUAUCUUCGGCCGAGAUUAGCUCAGAUGAGACUUCGGUGCCGCACUGGCGCAAGGUCGUAGACAUCGGGUUGAAGAGCAAGAGCACUGCUGUGCAAGAAGCUGCGGCUCGUGCGAUGGCAGCUGUGAGCAAGCUUGUUGAUUGCUCUGCUAUCGUCGAUAGACUCAUUCGGGACUUCAGCUCUGGGUCACCUCCGAUGCAACAAAGUAUUUGCCGCGUGCUUGGAAUGUUUGAUUACACAGCCUACCCACAUGGUAUCCUCAAAGUUAUCGACUGUCUACUCACCUGCACAGAUCGCACGAAUUCGUCAAGAAUUGUAAACAUCGAGGCAAGACGGAAUGCGUUCAAUUCGAUGCCCCAGAUUCUCUCUAGCGUUAUCUUCAAGCUAAAUGAACAUUUGUCCCCCACCGUGGUGUGCCAGAUGAUCGACGCAAUGCAAGACGGCCUAACAGACUAUACCUCUGAUGAGCGCGGAGACGUCGGCUCCUGGGUUCGCAUGGCGUGCGUGAAGGGCCUGACGUCCUUCACAGAAAACCUCUUCCCAGAGGCCUCGAAAUUGGACAACUUCGCUGAGUAUUUUCCUCCAGCCAAAUACCACGACGCUGUUGGGGGAAUUCUGAAGCAAGGUAUCGAACGACUUGACAACGUCCGGCAGCUGGCGGGGGAGUGCUUCACGCGUCUUCUCGUGUUGCCGCUGCCAGUGAUCUCUGGAGCAGAACGAUGGCAAAUACAUGGCCAUACCCUUUUCAGCACCUUGUUCCUCAGUGAGGUUGAGACCAUCAACUGGAACGAGGGUGACAAGCUGUUUCCUAAGGCCGUGCGUCUCUUGGAAGUCGAGUCGUACCGACAUGCAGUCCUUGGAGGCCUUAUCUUGAGCGCGAGUACGAAGACGGACAGUACGCAACGUCCGGUCACGGCAAGCCUCAUUGCUUAUGCGCGCACGCUCCCCGUCAGUGCCACGCCGUCCGGCGGAUAUGAUCAGUGUGGGUUUGCGCAGGAUCUCGUGGCACAAGCCAGUCGCAAUCUCAGUUCGAACAACAUUGUCGUGCCGGUGCUGCAGACUUUCAACGUGCUCCUGGAGUCAGAUGUCUUCGAAGAUUUGUCCGGGGAUACCGCCGGACUCCGUAGCCUCCGGGCACUGCUUUCGGUGGCCACGAGAAACGUGGCCCGCCUGAAGAAUCAUCAGCGCAUCGUGAUGUCCAUGCGGAUAGUCGUCAACCUUCUGUCGAUGCAGCCGUUGCGAGCGGAGUGUAUAGGGCACCUGUCAAGCUUCUUGGCGCAUCAGUACCCGAAGGUCCGCUCCGAUACAGCGGAGCACCUGUAUCUCGUUCUGCAAACGAAGGACAUAGGUUGCGAAACUGACGAGGCGGAGGAGAUCCUACUUAAUAUUGAGUGGUCAUCAAUUGACAUGUCCGCCGCCAGCGAUGCUGCUCGUCGCUGUGUGGAGUUGCUGUCGCAGGAUUCAUGAGCUCAACCGGCUGCGAUGUAAUGAUGAUUUUGAAUGCGUCCAGUGACGUCUGUAUGAGUACAUAGUUUGUUGAUCUGUAAUAGUGAUGCACUGUAGUAAGCGU